AUGCCUAAGAACCCGCUCAAGAACUUUGCCCGUCGCAAAUCGUCUGGAAACAUCCUCGACCUUCCCUCGGAGUCCACAUCAACCGCACCCGCCUCGUCCAGCUUCCGCGUCCUCGAAAGACCCGACAAGGCAGCUACAGCGGGCAACGGCGGAUACCCUGGAGGUCCUGUGAAACGAACAAGCGGCGGGCGGCCAGGAUCGAGCAUCCUUUUGAACAGGAAGUCGGGCAAGUCGCAGGAAGACUUGAUCGCAAGCGCAAACAGGUUGGUACCCGACAAGAGCCAGAUUGGGCCACAUACCGUCAAUGGGGUGCUAAAAUUGGGCAGGGGUAGUGGCGGAACAGCCCUCUCGGGUUCUUCGGGCUACUUUGACAACUCGUCGUCCUCUGCACGCUACAGCUCUUCGUCUACUCUUCCCUCAUCAAUUGAGGCAGAACACGAAGCAGAAAACGAAGACCUGUUCCCUCGAAAGACAGCUGCCAACGGCAACAGCAACCUCAGCAGCAACCGAUCCUCGGCCGCAUCCAACGCACUUCCCGAGCCACCGUCGUUCUCGGCCCGCGCAGGCAGGGCUAUGUCCUUUGGUUUGAGAAGCAAGCAGAGCACCAGCCCCGGCAACAUGACUGCUACAACAGCUCACAUGCCCGACCUUCCCGAGAACAGCUUCAUCCGUGAUCGCGCAACAACAAUGAGCAGCAAUGCCAGCACUGCUGUGCCGCCGAGGCUCGAUGCCAACUUGGGUUCUAUGUCUGACUUUGGCAGCGACUUUGGCAUGAACAUGUUCGAAGGACUGAGCUCGCCCAGACAAGCUAAGAGCAAUGUAGCAGCGCCGCAACCUGCACAUGAGAACUACGGCAGAUCGGUACGUCGACAACAGUCACCAGGCUUCAGCAAUUACAACAACGCUUACCAACAACGCCCUUCUCAACAGGCAUCCCAGCCCUUGCCCACUCCUCCUGUUGCUCGUUUUGAGCCUACUCCUCUGACUGAGGCGCCCCUGCCAGCCGCCGAGCCCGAGAUCGAGCGCGACACUCGUCACAGGCCGACAAACCUGUCUGCCGCAUCAGCAAACCGUUACUCAUGGGCUAGCCGAACUUCUAAUGACGGACUAAUGUCUCCAGCUCUGGGGUCCGAAAUCUCUUCGCCUCCCCUCAACCCUCCUUCGACCUUCUCUCGAUUCAAGCCCGGAUAUCAACCUGUACCCGAUCGCUACGGCUCGCCUGCCGAUGAACUCGAACACGAGAGAUCAAACAGUUAUUCCAGCGAAGAUGAUGCUGCCCAUCCGAUCUCUAGAACGCGAUCGCCCCUUGUCGAAACCUUCACAGCACCCACUUCUCCGCAGAGAGCCACUCCGGCCGCCAGAAACCCCACCACAUAUCCAGCAGGCGAAUCUCAGCACGCAACUCCUCGCGCUAAUAAUCUGCGUCCCACGAGCAACACUUCAGAUGGCAAGUUUGACCACUCUCCCAAUGGUCCCACUAGCCGUGCCGUGCACCCAGCGGCCGCUCCGGUUGCCCCCAGAUCCCAGUCUGGACAGUUCUCGCCCACAAAGAGGAUGACAAGAAAAGAGUUUGAGGCCCAGCGCAAGGCAGUCAGUCCUGAAGAGAGUGAAGAAUCCGAAGAUUCUGAGGAGGAAGGUUACGACGACGAUGACGAGGCCGAACGUCAAGCAGAGCUUGCCCGCCAGAGACGCAAGCAGGAGGCCAACAUGUCUGUAUACAGACAGCAGAUGAAGAAGGUUGCGGGAGGUAACCCCUCCGAACUUGCUUCGCAAGCCGGUCGCCCAAGCCUGGAUCGUGCCUCCUACAGCGCACCUGGUCUGACUAGAGAUUUCUCCAACGUCAGUCUUGGUGCAGAGCAAGAGGAGGAGGAUGACGAGGUUCCUCUGGGUAUCCUUCAGGCUCACGGCUUCCCUAGCAGAAACCGUCCCCCGACACGCCUUGCUAGUGCUCCUCCUACCCCUGGAAGCGCUGGCUCUAUCGUCAAUGGCGGUAUGGGAGGAGGUAACCUUCCUGUCUUUGCUCGCAACCUCCCUGCAGACCCCUACUUUGGUGCCGGUCUCGUCAACCCUGCCAACCGCGAAUCCCUUGCUUUCGGCUCUGGCGGCUCAGUGUACGGUGGAGCCUCUCCUUCUAUGCACCAAUUGCCUCAGAUGCCUCAGAUGCCUCCUCAGCAGAUGCCAGGUAUGCCCCAAGCAGGAGGCGGUCUUGUUGGUGUCAUCGCUGGUGAGGAGCGUGCUCGCGCUGCUAGACGUGUCAACCACAAUGGCGGCCCUGCUUUCAACGCAAAUGGACUACCUCUUCCUGGAAACAUGAACAUGCCUCAGAUGAUGCCGCGAUCGAACUCGAUGAUGAGCAUGGCCGCACCGCAGAUGGGCAUGGGUGGCUUCAUGCCGCAAAUGCCUCAAAUGCCAAUGAUGGGCGCCGAUCAACAGAACACGCAGCAAAUGAUGCAACUGAUGGCGAUGCAGACCCAGAUGAUGCAGCAAAUGAUGGCGAUGCAGGGUGGUCAAAUGCCACAAAUGCAGAUGCCUCAAAUGCCUCAGCUGAGUCCUCAGCAGAAUGGCUUCCCAAACAUGCUGCCCAACGGAAUGCAAAGACCUAUGUCUAUGGGUGGUCCAAAUGGACAGCAACCUGGUAUGCUGGGUCCUCAGGGUCCUAUGCACCAGCAGCAAAGAUCGAGCACAAUGACCAACCUGAAGCCUCCGGGCUAUGCCGGAUCAAUGUACGACUACAGUCUCAGCGCNCCCCGUGGAGGCUACACUCCUUCAAUCGCACCUAGCGAGCGCAGCAACGUUGGCAUGCCAUCUCGCUAUCGUCCGGUGACUAUGGAAGGCUCCACUAGCCGCACUGCAAGCAUGACUUCGCAAUCUGGUCUUCAGAACUUUGCUAAGAAGAACGCCUCGACCGGUUCGUUCUUGAACCCCAACAACAUUCCUGCAAGCAAUGGCAGCAACGUACCGCGGACCACCAUCAAGGUCAUCGACAAACCUAAGGGCUCACCAAGAUCACCCCAACCCAGACCCGAUGAAGAGGACGACGAUGAAGGCUGGGCACAGCUGCGCAAGAAGCGAGAGGAGCGCAAGAAGCGAGGCACUGCCGGCGGCAAAUCCCAGGAGCAGACUCUGGAAGAGCUGUACCAGGGUUUCAACUAG
Aureobasidium uvarum is the source of this 3153-nucleotide messenger RNA. Lineage: Eukaryota; Fungi; Ascomycota; Dothideomycetes; Dothideales; Saccotheciaceae. The record is from the annotation of a GenBank genome assembly.